Erythranthe guttata (spotted monkey flower) is the source of this 839-nucleotide messenger RNA. RefSeq names its product flowering-promoting factor 1. Lineage: Eukaryota; Viridiplantae; Streptophyta; Magnoliopsida; Lamiales; Phrymaceae. The record is from RefSeq and is a predicted model, not a curated record. Gene Ontology annotation, biological process: regulation of flower development.
UUAUUAAUUCUUGUUUUUUCUUCCCCUUUACACAUAUAAAUACCCCCCUCCCAUUCUCCAUUCCAUUCAUCAUCAUCUCUCAUUUGCUCUUCGCUUCCCUCCAAUACCAAUAAAAACCCUUUCGAGUUCAACCGAAAAAAGAAAACCCUACUUUUUCUUACAUCCUCGGAUACCUAAAACCACAAAUUAAUCAAACAUGUCUGGAGUUUGGGUAUUCAAGAAUAACGGGGUGAUGCAAUUGGUCGAAAACACGUCCGAUGUUCACUGCGAUAACGGAAGGCGGUCCGCCCACAGUAAGAGGAAGGCGUUGGUGUACUUGCCAACUGGGCAGGUGGUUUCUUCUUACAGUUGCCUUGAGCAAAUAUUGAGAGGUUUGGGUUGGGAGAGGUAUUACGGCGGGGACCACGAUCUCUUCCAAUUCCACAAACGCUCUUCAAUUGACCUAAUUUCUCUUCCCAAAGACUACUCCAAAUUCAACUCCAUUUACAUGUACGACAUCGUUGUCAAGAACCCUAAUGUUUUCCAUGUCCGAGACAUAUGAAAUAUCAUCUGUCUGAAGUCUUUCUUUCAUCUCCGAUCCAUUUCGCUUUCGUGUGAUAAUAUAUCUAUAUAUAUCGAUCAGAUCAGUUUGUUUUGUAAAGUGCAGUUAAUGAUGGCUUCUUGCCUGCACUACGUACGUACUGUGGUCGUUCUAUAUAUAUGUAGUUUAAUAUAUGUAGUUUUGAGGAUCAAUCAUGUAAAAAUAAUAAUAGUUGUAAUUGGUUUGUGAUAUUUGUGGAGUGAUCUCGAUCGGUUUCAGUUUUCUCGAUUAAGUACUGAUAAUACAAGGAAGGAAUUUA